AUGGUCAGGUCAUGCUGUCCAGUCAUUCUGGUUCAUCUCUUCAGCUACUUUGUAGGGACAAGAGCCAUCACCCAGGACAUCCUGUAUCCAUAUGGACCUGGUUAUAGAGAUCUAGAAACCCCCAAGAUGGAUGAUGGGAGUUCUCCAGAAAUUACUCUACUUAUUCCCUUCAUUUUUUUUAAUGUGCCUUAUCGAUCCAUCUAUGUCAACAACAAUGGGGUCAUCUCUUUUAAUGUGCAAGUCAGCCAGUUCACGCCAGAGGCUUUCCCGCUGAGCGACAGCCGCUCCUUUAUCGCGCCACUUUGGGCAGAUGUACACAACGGGAUCCGUGGCGACGUGUACUACAGAGAGACCGCCGAUCCGGAAAUACUGGAGAGGGCAACACAAGAUGUCAGGAAACACUUCAAAAACAUGCCCAGCUUUACGGCCACAUGGGUCUUCAUCGCAACAUGGCACCAAGUCACCUUCUAUGGAGGAAGUCAGACAACUCCGGUGAACACAUUCCAGACUGUGCUAAUCUCUGAUGGCGUGGCGUUCUUCAGUAUGUUCAACUACGGACAGAUAACAUGGAGUACAGGAACAGCUAGUGGUGGGGAUCCUUUGACAGGACUGGGUGGGACAACAGCUCAGUCAGGCUUCAAUGGUGGAGAUAUCAAUCACUUCUUCAACCUGCCUGGAUCCCGGUCAAAUGAUGUGGUCAACAUUGAGCAGACAACCAACGUAAAUAUUCCUGGCCGCUGGUUCUUCCGCAUAGACACUGAACUGAUCGAUCCAGCCAAUGGCUGCAGCUACAACGGGCGUUUCUACAGACGUGGGGAGAUCUUCUGGAUGUCUGAUCAGUGCUCACAGCGCUGCCGCUGCCUGGACAUUAACAAUGAGGUGCAGUGCCUAGAGGCUCCCUGUGGCCAGUUCGAGACCUGCGAGCAGCAGGAUGGGGCCUUUUACUGCCAACCUACCCGCACCAGCACUUGUGUGGUAUUUGGGGACCCCCAUUAUCAUACCUUUGAUGGCUUCCUCUAUCAUUUCCAAGGCACCUGCUCCUACCUGCUGGCUAGGCCCUGCUGGGAGAUGGCAGGAAUGCCCUUCUUCAGUGUUGAAGCGAAAAAUGAGAACCGUGGGUCAGCCACUGUUUCUUGGCUCAGGGAUGUUACAGUGGAGGUGUAUGGUCACAGAGUCAUGAUACCCAAAGGUAGUUUGGGGUCAGUCCAGGUGGAUGGCUUAAAGAAGACUUUACCAGUUCAACUUCAGCUUGGGGCUGUAAGGGUGUACCAGUCUGGAGUUGCUAUUGCUUUAGAAACAGACUUUGGACUCUUGGUCACCUAUGACGGUCAGCACUACGCAUCCAUCUCUCUACCAAGCUCCUACUUCAACAACACUUGUGGUCUUUGUGGAAACUAUAACGACGACCCCGCUGACGAUCCUGUACUUCCUGACGGCUCCAUGGCAGAGAACUUGGCAGAGCUGGGAGGCAGCUGGCGGGCGGAGGACACAGACUGGAGGUGUACCGACGGCUGCAUCGAGAACUGCAGCAUGUGUGACCCUGCGACAGAAGCCUUUUAUUUUCGGUCAGACUACUGUGGACUCAUCAACAAAACCGACGGUCCGUUUCGAGACUGCAGAGCUGUAGUGGACCCCACAGCCUUUGUAUACAGCUGUGUAUACGACAUGUGCAGCAACAGGGAUAACAUGACCACUCUGUGUCAAGCUAUCCAAGCCUAUGCUCUUGCUUGUCAGGCUCUUGGUGUCACCAUUCGACCAUGGAGAACUCGCACCUUCUGUGCAUUUCCGUGCCCAGAGUUCAGCCACUAUGAAGUGUGCACAAGUGCGUGCCCAGCCUCCUGCUCCGAUCUCACUGCUCCUUUGUACUGCGCUCACCCCUGCACCGAAGGCUGCCAGUGUGACACCGGCUAUGUUCUGAGUGGCAGUCGCUGUGUACAGCCCGAUGACUGUGGCUGUGAGCAUAACAACUUAUAUUACCCCCUCAAUGGUACGUUCUGGGCCAGCCACAGUGGCGAGGAAGGGGACUGUGCCCUCCGCUGCACCUGUGGAUUGGCUGGGGAAGUUUCCUGUUUCAAUGAGUCCUGUAAAGAGGGUGAGGUGUGUGUGGCUGAGCUUGGUUUGAUGGGUUGCUACCCUCGGAGAGAGGGGGUAUGCUCAGUCACUCAGAACUCUGUGACAUCCUCUUUUGAUGGCACCUUCCUGCUGUUCCCGGAUGACAGCUCAUUCUACCUGCUGAAGCUUUGUGGACCUAUCCCGGCUAAUGCUUCCAUGGUGGAGGUGAAGAUAGGAAGGCGACUUAUGAACAAAGGCCCCUCCUGGAAAAGACCUGUUAUCGUUACGGUAGCUCACCUUGAGGCCCAGAUGGGAGGAUCUGAUUUUGAUACGGUGAAGGUCAAUGGAGAGCCAGUGGUGCUUCCGUAUGUCCAUCCAAUGGAGACGAUGAUGAUCUAUAAGGCGCCUGGAAAUGCUACUGUGGUGGAGUCUCGGGGUCUACUUCGAGUCCACUACACGCGUCAAGGCUUCCUCAACAUAUCCCUUUCAACCAUCUUCUACAACGUCACAUGUGGUCUUUGUGGUGUCUUCAACAGCAAUGCCACUGACGAUCUGCGCCUUCCCAACGGACGCUUGGCAGAAUCUACUGAACAGUUCACGGAGGGCUGGAGGUCCAUUACCGAUGAACUCACCUGCAACGGGGAUUGCGAUGACCUUUAUCGCAUGUGCACCGACCUCCGUCUUUACCAGAGCCCGUGGAUGUGUGGCAACAUUAACGACCCAGGGAAUAGCUCUUUUCUGGCAUGCCACACGAUGGUCAAUCCUUCCCCCUUCUUCAGGAACUGCUUGUACAACAUGUGUGUGAAAGAGGGAAACCGCUCGGCCCUUUGCUCGUCACUGCAAGCCUACGCCACGGCCUGUCAGGAUGCUCACGUGGGGCUCAGUUCCUGGAGGAGCGCUACUAACUGUCCUCUCCCCUGCCCAGAGAACAGUCACUUCGACGAGUGCACCAGUGCUUGCCCUCUGACCUGUACCAACUUGGACGAGCCUCAGGAGCCAUGCCCUCUGCCAUGCCAGGAAGGAUGUCGCUGUGAGGACGGCUUUGCGCUGCGGGACGGCCUGUGUGUUGCGCGUAGUGACUGCGGCUGCAUGAGCUACGGCCGUCAGCUGGCCACCAAUCAGACGUUUUGGACGGACUGGGAGUGCCAGGAGCGCUGCUUCUGCAACGGCUCUGACAACAGCGUGUAUUGUCAGUUCGCGCCCUGCGGUCCCGAGGAAUACUGUCAGGAGAACGACGGCUUGUACUUCUGUCAGCCUCGCACCGAGGCCUUGUGUGUGGCUGCCGGUUAUGGGCAUUAUCUACCAUUUAGCGGCGUGCCCUUUGACCUGCAGAGCUCUUGCACUACCAGGAUGGUCACCACCGACUGUGGAAGCGACAGCAGAGAGCCUGCAGUGACAAAUGGAGCUUUUCCUGACUUUAAAUUGGCAGCUCGCAAUGAGGGCAGAGAUACAAGCCAAGCGAUCUGGGUGAGGGGCUUUGUGCUGCAGGUCUACGGGUUUGAGAUGGAAGUGUCUCGAAGUUACAAAAACACGGUCACAGUCAAUAGGGAGCGUUUAUAUCUACCUCUGAAGCUGGGCCCAGGAAAAGUCAACAUCUUCACCCUGGGAGGGCUGCUUAUCCUGGAGACAGACUUUGGCCUGAAGGUUGCUUUCGACUGGAACACGCUCCUCCAGGUGACCGUACCCCGAGAUCUUUACAACAUUACCUGUGGCCUCUGUAAGGGCAUGCCCCCACCCCCGUCCACCACAUCCACCACCGACUGGGGCAAGAAAUGGGCAGAGAGGGACACGUUCUGCCAGGUGGGUUGCGGGAACUCCUGCCCUCACUGCGGCCCAGAAGACAAGAGCGAAGCGAACAACGCCGCUCUGGUGCUCGCCGACUCCAACACGAGUGACGGCCCCGAUGAGGAUGCCAGCGAAGUGGCUACAGGCAUUCGCUUUCAUCUCGGAGAUGGACUCUACGUGUUUGUGGAGCCCGGCGCAGUGAGGCUGUGUGGACUCAUUAUAGAUCGAGGCGGAGUGUUUGCACGCUGUCACAGCAAGGUGGCGCCAACGUUCUUUUAUCAGAGCUGCCUUCAGGACACCUGUUUGGAUCAGGGAGCUCAGGAUACCAUCUGCAACUGGCUGCAGAUUUAUGCCAGCAUCUGUCAGAUGGAAGGAGUUCCUCUUACCGGCUGGAGGAGUGACACACCCUGUGUCCAGAGCUGUCCACCUAACAGCCAUUAUUCCGCCUGCAUGUCGGCCUGCCCGCCGCAGUGCGCCCCCGCCCGUGGCCAGAGGGACUGCAGCUUGGACUGUGUGGAGGGCUGCCAAUGCGACCAGGGCUACGUACUGAACGGCAAGAGCUGUAUCCUGGCGCAGAACUGCGGCUGCUACACCGACGGCAAAUACUACGAGCCCAAACAGCUUUUCUGGAACAGCGACUGUUCCAAGCGCUGCCAGUGCAUCGGUCGGAACCUGGUUCAGUGCGACCCGAGGCGCUGUAAGACGGAAGAAGAGUGCACCCUGCGCUACGGCGUCCGAGGCUGCUUCGUUCGGCGCCCUCAGAACUGCAUCGCCUCGAGCGGCGGGGUUUUCAGGACCUUUGACGGGGCGUCUCUUCGUCUUCCGGCCUCCUGCUCCUUCGUUCUGUCCACCAACUGCCACAAGCUGCCCGACCUCUCCUUCCAGCUCAUCGCCAACUUUGACAAAUGGAGCACGCCCAACCUCACCACCAUUUCCCACGUCUACCUGUACAUAAACGAGGAGAACAUUCUCAUUUCCGGCAGCACCGUCAAGGUCAAUGGUACUCCGGUGUCGGUGCCGUUUGUGACGGGGUUGAUGACCCGCCUAUUCACAUCUGAAGGCUUCAUAGUCAUCGACACCCCGCAGGACAUUCAGGUUCGGUACAACCGCUUCAACACUCUGAGCAUCACAAUGGGCCAGAGACUCCAGAACAAGGUAUGCGGCCUUUGUGGGAAUUUCAAUGGGGACCCCAGUGACGACUACAUCACCUCCAGGGGCAAGCCGGCCGUCAGUGCUUUGGAGCUGGCUCAGAGCUGGAAGACCAACGGUAUGCAGAACAGCUGCGAUGAAACUCAGUUUGUGGCUUUGGCUCAGAGCUGCGACAAUGCAGCCGUCCUGGCUCUGCAGGCUGAGGACACCUGUCAGAAGCUCACAGACCUAAAGGGCUUCUUCCAGGCGUGUCACGGUCUGAUUGAUCCUCAGCCCUUCUACCAGUCCUGCUACCUGGAUGGCUGCUACAAUCAUCGCAAAGCUCAGGUCUGCGGGUCCCUGGCAGCUUAUGCCGAGGCCUGCCGGUCUUUGGGGACCCUCACCACCAAGUGGAUCACCCAAGAGAACUGCUCAGAAUGGAUCUAUGACCCCUGCGCAGGAGAGAUCUGCACAAACUUCACCUGUGAGCUGGAGAACGGCGGCGACCUGUGCGGCUGCCCCGAGCUGCCCUCAAACCCAGCCAGCGACGACGACAUCCUUCAGGCAGAGGUGAACUGUAAGCACGCCCAGAUGGAGGUUUCCAUCUCCAAGUGUAAGCUCUUCCAGCUGGGCUUCGAGAGGGAAGACGUACGGGUCAACGACGACCGCUGCGCCGGCGUUGAAGGCGAGGACUUCAUCUCCUUCCACAUCAACAACACCAAGGGACACUGCGGCUCCAUCGUGCAGUCGAAUGGAACCCACAUCAUGUACAAGAACACCGUCUGGAUCGAGAGCGUGAACAACACGGGCAACGUCAUCACCAGAGACAAAACCAUCAACGUGGAGUUUUCCUGCGCCUACGAGCUGGACCUGAAGAUCUCCCUGGAGACCGUCCUCAAACCCAUGCUCAGUGUGAUCAACCUCACCCUGCCGACCCAAGAGGGGAACUUCAUCACCAAGAUGGCGCUCUACAAGAACUCCUCCUACCGGCACCCCUACAGGGAGGGGGAGGUGGUGCUCAGCACGCGGGACAUCCUGUACGUUGGGGUCUUUGUGGAGGGGGCGGAUGAGAACCAGCUCAUCCUCAUAGUCAACAUGUGCUGGGCCACGCCGUCCCGCUACAGCAGCGACCGACUCCGCUACAUCAUCAUAGAGAGGGGGUGCCCCAACAUCAAGGACAACACCAUCGCCAUGGCGGAGAACGGCGUCUCGCUCACCUGCCGCUUCCACGUCACCGUCUUUAAGUUCAUCGGGGAUUACGAUGAGGUCCAUCUGCACUGCGACGUUUCCCUGUGCGACUCCGAGACGAACGCUUGCAAAGUGAACUGUCCUCACAAGAGGAGGAUGUACUCUGAAGGCGGCGAGCACAAAGAGCACAUCCUCAGCGUGGGACCCAUCAGGCGGAGAGAGUCUGACUGGUGUGAAGACGACAACGGAGGCUGUGAGCAGAUCUGCAGCAGCAAAGGGAACGGCCCCAUCUGCAGCUGUGUGACGGGGAUGCUGCAGCCUGACGGCAAAAGCUGCAGAAUCCUGAGCUCCUGCUGCAGUGUUGCUCCUGUAGCUCCUCUGCUGGGCUUCUCCUUCAUCCUCCUGGCUGCUUUUCGCACCCUCCUCCUCUCCUAACCCCCACCCCCCACCCCCCGAGAAACUGAGGAAAACAAAGGACAAAACAGACAAGACUUGAAGAUGCACAAAGUGUCCUUCCCACAUGAGUCCACUUCCCGCUGUGUGCCCGGCAAAAACUCCAUCCGCAAACUGAUGAUAGCUCUCCCCUUUCAGAGACGUGUAUCUUUGUAGCAAUCUUUUUAAAGAAUUUUUUUAGUUAUUUAAAGUCAGAAGUUCAUUUGUGUAAUAUCAUGUGUAGAUAUGUUUUUUUUUUUUUUUUUAACAUUUUAAAUGGAGUCUGGCGGCUUUUGGAAUAGAAUUUGAAUGAAUUUCGUAGGUUUUGCCACCAGAUGGCGCCAAAGACACCAUUUCCCAAUUUCUAACAUCACAUUUUGAUUGAAAAUCAGGGAACCGGACCUGCUGCAACUAGAAGGAAAACAGUAUUUUUACUGCCAGAAGAAUUAAACAUUAUUUUAAAAAGUGAUCCAAUGUAAGAUUUACCUGAACAGAAGAAACACAGGUGUUCUUUUUUUAUUCACUGAGCUAAAUCUAACAUUUUAAUUUGUUUUAUUUUUUUAAUCUAAACUGCAGCAAAUAAUCUUUUUAACUGAUCAACUCCUUAAAAAAAGUUUGUUUGAGGGUCAAUUUAAUUAUGAGGCUUCAUUUAAUUAUGAAGCCUCUGAUAUUUUACCGUUUUGUCGUCCAAUAUAACACUUAAAGACAUUAUUACGGCAAAAACCUGUUUCUGGAAGAAAAAAACUUGGAGCCAAACAGUUAGUUUUUUGUUUUUUUUUAGAUUUAAGUAAAAUGCAUUUUUCUUUCUCACUUGUCCAUCUUUUUAUUUUUUAUUCUUUUAGAUUUAUUUUCUUCGUAGAUGUUGGAGAUGCGGCUCAUUUUAGGGCAAAGUAAUGCAAAACAAAACAAGGAAUUAAUAAACUUUAAACAAAGUGUUCCCCAAGUUACACAGUGGAUUAAUUUUAAUUUCAUCACUAAAAGCUGAUAAAACUUUGACAAGUUUAACGUUUUUUCCAGUUUUCUAUGAUUUACAGUUUGUUAGACCUAUUUUUUCAUUUUUGAGCCAUUAAUUGGACGUGAAGUCACUUUAGUUUAGGACCAAACCUUAUUCACAAAACCUCUCAGAAACACAAAAACGUGAAUUUUUGCUGAAGUGGAACAAAGAAACCAGCCAGUAGAAGAUUUCUGAUUUGAUUUGAUUUGAUUUUUUUAUUUGAUUUGAUUUAAUUGAAGAAUAAUCAGGCCUGACCGAAGGACCGACAUGACAACACAGAAGAAAAAAAAUAAAAAUCUUGGAAUCAACAGGCCAAACGUGUCAGUUUAGGGGGGGGGGAUGCUGCCUGCAGGAAAAUAAACCCGGUUUAUUGAGGUUUGGAGACAAUCGGUUAAACGCCGGAUUAAAGCCGUUUUUCUGUUUUGUGCUUUCGAGCUGCGAGGUUUCCUGUCCUGUGUGAGUGCAGAUAAAACAAAGUAUUUCAAAACUGCAAAUAGUGGAAGAAUGCAUUGCAGCUCAGACUGGGAGUAUUUAUGCGGGAGGACGGCACCUUGUUAAAUUAUUGAAAACAUAGUUGUCACAUGAUUGUAGCUGAAAACUCUUUCCUUUUUUUUAAAUUGUUUCAGUAAAGUUUCCUCCUUCCUGUCUUCUAGCAAAGAAACUGUGUUGUUUGCAUGUUGGAUUGCUGUAACGUCGGUAGAUUUUCUGCUUCCAGACGCCUCGCUGAUCUGAAAUGUUGCUUUAGUUCAAAGAAAAUAAAAGUUUUGUUGCCUUGAGUGUAAAAAUGUACAGUGUUUUCCUUUUGACCGCAGCACCACCUUCAAUAAACCAUCAUGUUCUCAUAGCCAGA
Molecule: messenger RNA, 8429 nt
Organism: Oryzias latipes (Japanese medaka)
Lineage: Eukaryota; Metazoa; Chordata; Actinopteri; Beloniformes; Adrianichthyidae
Gene: tecta
Product: tectorin alpha
Biological process (GO): cell-matrix adhesion
Molecular function (GO): protein binding
Source: RefSeq, a predicted model, not a curated record